UCAAGUAAAAGGGGGUUGAACCGAGGACGUGUGGUUUCUUGGAAAAGUGGCAUCUGUGUGAGGAAGGCAAGUCUUCUGCUGGACACCAGGCACUCUGGACUCCACACAGCCGACCCUGUCGCUCAUUAUAUCCGGAAUUUAUCCUGCUUUCAAGCUCCUAACCAUGAGGAUAAACGUUUGGAUUUACCAAGCUGUGGCGUGUGUUGUGGCCACUAUAUUGGAUACAGGUUUUUGUAAAAGGACUCGUCAGUCGUUACAGAAGUAUGAGAAGAGUGAAGGUCACAUGCUGGUUUGCACAGACUGCCCUCAGCUCCCUUUGGUUAGAGGCAGCCGGUCGCUGGAAAACUGCGCCCGCAAGUGCAAGAAGGUCAAGAAAAACUUCAACUGCAGGGCUUUUAACUUUCAGCGGCACGACAGGAAAUGCCACUUGCUUCCUUUUGACCGCUUCACCCAUGGUGUGCAGACGCAAGCCAACGUCAACUUUACUUUGUAUGAAAAAAAAGAUUAUAUAAGGGAAUGUAUCAUCGGCACCAAGGACAACUACAGAGGGAGAAGAUCUUGGACAAAGUCAAACAUCACUUGCCAAGCUUGGUCAGAUAAUAACAUCAAUGAACACACGUUUUCUCCUGAUAGGUACCCAACGCAAGACCUGAGGGAGAACUUUUGUCGAAAUCCCAACAACGAUCCUGGUGGUCCGUGGUGCUACACUACAGAUCCCAACGUACGAGCCGAGGAGUGUGGCCUGCCACAGUGUUCACAAGAAGUCUGUAUUACGUGCAAUGGUGAAGAUUACCGGGGGAAAAUGGACCAAACAGAGAGUGGCAAGGAGUGCCAGAGAUGGGACUCAACAAGGCCUCACAAACACCACUUCCAACCCAAAAAGUAUCGACAGAAAGAUUUAAAGGACAACUACUGCCGUAACCCAGAUAAUCGCCUUCGUCCCUGGUGCUACACGGUGGAUCCUAAAACUCCGUGGGAGUACUGCAACAUCUCUGUGUGUGAUUCUGACUCAAGUGAGGACACAGAUGUCAAUGUAACAACAUCCUGUGUCCAGGGAAAAGGAACAGAUUACCGAGGCACAAUGAAUGUCACUCCAGAGGGUGUGACAUGUCAGCGCUGGGACUCCCAGUCGCCCCAUAACCACUCCUUUCUUCCCCAGAACUUCAAAUGCAAUUUGUGUAUGUGUUUUAGAGACCUCACAGAGAACUACUGCCGUAACCCUGAUGGCGCCGAUCACCCAUGGUGCUUCACUACAGACCCCAAUCAGAGGAUAGCCAACUGCACCCACAUCCCCAGGUGUGAUGCUGAGGCCACACAAAAAAUAGAGUGUUAUGAAAGCGGAGAGACGUACCGGGGCACGUUAUCCAUAACUCGAUCGGGGAUUCCCUGUGCAGACUGGUCUCAUCACAUAAACAGUGGGGAUUCUCACUCUACAGAAUCCCAUGUAGGGCUGGAGAGGAAUUACUGCCGGAACCCGGACCGGGACAAACAUGGCCCCUGGUGUUACACUAAUCCAAAUAACCGUUUGGCCUGGGACUACUGCAAACUGAAGCACUGUGAAUCAGCCACAGUGUCUCCUCAACCCAACACUCCAACAGACACCAAGAUAUCAUGCUUUGUGCAUAUAAACACCAGAAUAGUUGGAGGACACCAAGUGCGGGGUACAGAUGGCAGCUGGGUUGUAAGCAUCCAAAGAGAGAAGGUUCAUUUGUGCGGGGGCUCGUUGAUCAGAGAAGAUUGGGUUUUGACGGAUCAACAGUGCUUCACCUCCUGUGUUCCAGAUCUCAAGGAUUACAGUGUGCAGGUUGGAGUGCGCCACCUCAACGAAUCCUCCAACCACCCGGGACUACGCAUCUCUCGCCUGAUUUGUGGCCCCGAAGGAUCCAACCUGGUUAUGCUAAAACUAGAAGAUCCUGCCCCUGUGUCUGAAGGUGCCUCUACAAUUCAUCUUCCAGUGAAAGAGUGUCACAUCCCUGAAGGCACCAACUGCACCAUGUAUGGAUGGGGGGAAACCAAAAACACAGGAUACGAUGAGGCGCUGAACACACUGACCAUGCCCAUGGUCAACAACGAAAUGUGCUCACAAAUCAAAGGGGACGCUGGAGAAAGCAGAAUAUGUGCCGGCGGCAAGAGAGGAGAAGGCGUAUGUGAUAAAGACAAUGGUGGUCCAUUGGUUUGCCAGGAACAUGAGCGUAAAGUGAUAAUUGGCGUGAGCAUCCAAAGGACAAAAUGUGCGUCAUCGCAGCCUGCGCUCUUUGUUAACGUCGCUUUCUACUCUGAGUGGAUAUACAAAGUGUUCAAACUUUACCCCAGUUUGGAGAGGAACUGAUAGUGUGGUGUGAAGAUCAAAUGGACCACGAGGAAGAAACAAGGAAAAUCCCCGAAUGGAAAGUGGCCGUUUUGGGAUUUUGUGGCAGAAUUUUUCAUUUUAAGAUGAUGACAGCGAUAGAAGACUGGAUGAAGGAAAUGGAUUUUCAUUUGUUCUUCCAAUUUGCAAGAGAAGACAUCCUGGCCUUAUCAUUUUGAAAAAAACAAAGUCUUGGGCACAUGCACGGCAAACUAUUUGUAUUUUGACAUGUUCAGAAUUUCUGAAGCCAUGCAAACAAAGACAAUGAGAAUGACCCUUGUGACUCAGUAUUAUCUCCUGGAAUAUACUUGAAUAUGGACAGAACCCACAUGUCUAGAGGUUUCCGCACGUGGAACCCUCCUGUGACUGGGACUUUUCUUUCUUUUUAAUGUGUUGAGCUGAACUGCAGAACCUAUUUUUAUUGCCUUCAACACAAAUGAUGUGGAUGGAUAAUUGUUUUUCAAUGUCAACAAAUGUACUAAUCUGGUUAUACAUUUUACACUGAACAAAAAUGUAACAUUGAGUUUAACGAAAUGUAUUAUGACAACAGGUUCCACAUAAUUAGGUUGUGUAAUUUGUUGACAUAAUACAUUCAUUUAAGUCAACGAUUACAUUUGUUUUUCAUCGUUACAAAUCUAAGACGUUGACUUUAAU
Molecule: messenger RNA, 3001 nt
Organism: Trematomus bernacchii (emerald rockcod)
Lineage: Eukaryota; Metazoa; Chordata; Actinopteri; Perciformes; Nototheniidae
Gene: hgfa
Product: hepatocyte growth factor a
Exons: 18
Coding region: 164-2329 (721 amino acids)
Biological process (GO): proteolysis
Molecular function (GO): serine-type endopeptidase activity
Source: RefSeq, a predicted model, not a curated record